GUAUGUAAAAUAACAAUCCAUUGUCUCGUAAUUCAAACAGAUAUCCCAUUAUUACACCACCUCAUAAACAACAAAUAGAACAAGAAUAUUCAAGUGCAUUAAUUUUAUCACCAAUUCAAAAAGCAGAACCUGAUUAUUAUCUUAAGCAAAAAAUAAUUGAGCUCUUGUUAUAAAUCAAAAAUUUUUCUCAAAAAAUUGUUGAUUUUAGUUUUGAAGAGAAGUUGAAAUAACUAAAAUAUUUAAUAAACUUUUUAGAGAAAUGUACAGAAAAUGAUCAGUCUAUAGAUUGGGAAUAAUUGAAAAGUCAUUUACUAUGGCUUAGAGAAUAAUAUUUGAAUAAAGAAAAUAACUUUAGAGAUCAUAUUAAAAAUAUUUUAAGCUUUAAUAACAUUGAUAAUACGGACCUUGUAAAAUUUAUAAGACAAAUUUCAACUAAAGUAUAAAUUAAAUUAUAUUAGAAAUUUGAAAUAAGUUAUUAAGAAUGUCAAUCCUUAUUAUUUUUACAAUAAGAAUUAAAUUCUUUGGAAAUAUUUACAAGUGUUUUGAAACCAAGAGUAGAAUAAUAUAAAGAGAUUCUUUAUUAUGAAAAGACAGAUUCUCCAAUUGUUAAGUACACUAAAAAUUAGGUUUAGAAUCCAUAUUCAAUGACCAAAAAUGAUCUACAUUCAUUCAUUGGUUUAUUGAAUAAAUAUUAUAAAUUUGAAGCUAGUAAUAAAUCAAUUUAUUUAUUUUAGUUCCAAAAACAUAAGAAAAAUAUGUAUAAUAUAUGAUUUGGACUCCAGACAUAAAUUAUAAUAAUAUAUAAUAUUCCAAAGUAUUGAUAUUAAUCUUAGAAAUACCUUUGGAAACUAAUACAUGUACUUAUGCUCUAUUAAACAUCAUACAAUAAUAAAAUUAAAGAGUUUGUAAAUCUACAUCAAUAGGUAAAAUGAGAAGUCAAUUACAUUAAUUAAGUCAAUAAAUUGGUUGUUCUACAUUCACUCCUACUUUGGUAAGUGAAUUUAAAUUAGAAACUGUUAUUUAAGAAUUAUUAAAAAUUGUAGCUCCUAAAAUAAAUAUGCAUAAUUUGAUUUAAUUUUUAUAGGAAAAUGAUUAUUUUUUAAGAGAGGAUAAAAAUAAAUCAAUUGGCUAUGAAGGAAAUUAUAUAUUAGAUGCAUUUGAGAUAGAGAGAUUAGGAUUCUUACUAGAGUGAA
Molecule: messenger RNA, 1193 nt
Organism: Paramecium pentaurelia
Lineage: Eukaryota; Ciliophora; Oligohymenophorea; Peniculida; Parameciidae
Source: the annotation of a GenBank genome assembly